Molecule: messenger RNA, 1133 nt
Organism: Erigeron canadensis
Lineage: Eukaryota; Viridiplantae; Streptophyta; Magnoliopsida; Asterales; Asteraceae
Product: 50S ribosomal protein L7/L12
Exons: 2
Coding region: 167-811 (214 amino acids)
Biological process (GO): translation
Cellular component (GO): ribosome
Molecular function (GO): structural constituent of ribosome
Source: RefSeq, a predicted model, not a curated record
GUCAAACUUGAAAUGAUUGGGAGUAAAACAAACCCAAAAAAUUUUGUUGUUCAUCGCCACUAGCAGCGUCCUUCACCCUCCAUCUCAAGACAACUAAUUCCUUCAGCAGCAAAUGGUCAAUUUUGGGCCAGUUAAAAAUUAGACAGUUGUGCUUAGAAAACUAGAAAUGAGUUUGUUUUUAAGGCUUAGGCAUCAUGCACUACCCAAUGGAUUCUGUUCAAAGUCCAUAUGUUCUCCCAGUAUUGCACUCAGCUCCGUAAAGUUGACAAGUUUGACUAGAAUGUUUAGUCAACCUGCAAGACAAGAGCAAGAAGAAGAGGAGAUUGAGAUUGACCAAAGAAGGCUGCCAACAGAUUACGACCCUGCGACAUUUGACCCAACUGAGCACCGCAGCCCUCCUACAGACCGUGUUUGGAGACUUGUAGAUGAAAUGUCAUCACUCACAUUAGUUGAAGUUGCAGAACUUUCUUCAAUAAUGAUGAAAAAGAUGGGUAUGACAGAGCUACCAUCCGUGGCUGUGAUGAGAGCAGGAGCUGCUGGGCUGGCUGGUGGGGGAAAAGGUCAAACUGCAGCAAUGGAAGAGGUAAAGCCCGAAAAAUCUGUUUUUGAACUGAAACUGGACUCUUUUGAAGCAGCUUCAAAGAUCAAGAUUAUCAAGGAAGUUAGAAGUUGUACUGAUCUCGGGCUCAAGGAAGCAAAAGAUUUAGUUGAAAAGGCGCCUGUUGUUUUUAAGAAAGGAGUGACCAAAGAAGAAGCUGAACAAAUCAUGGAGAAAAUGAAAGCCGUUGGUGCCAAAGUCGUGAUGGAAUAAUACAUCGGCAUAAAAAUCACGGGCAAAAGGCGAUAACUUUGAGAUCUUAUUUUGCAUUUGAGGUACUCCUCAAGCAUUAAAUCACAUUUUCAUGUAGUGUCAAGUGAAAAUUGUGCUCAAUUUAGUUUUUUAGUGAUGGUUUUCAUUAGUUUUAGGCAUUUAGCAGCAUAUUUAUAUUUUAUGUAUUAUGUAUGCUCUUGAACCAUACUCAAGAGGAGAACUUUAGCCCUUUUGCUAAUGUUCUUUCACAUUCUUCAAAUAUAUGCUAAGAACAAGCUUUUUUUAAUAAGAUAAUGAUACUCUGUGAUGUGAAUUUCUGAUA